Messenger RNA from Engraulis encrasicolus (European anchovy), 1825 nucleotides. RefSeq names its product ALG14 UDP-N-acetylglucosaminyltransferase subunit (gene alg14). Gene Ontology annotation, biological process: dolichol-linked oligosaccharide biosynthetic process. The coding region runs from base 211 to 864 and encodes 217 amino acids. Gene Ontology annotation, molecular function: N-acetylglucosaminyldiphosphodolichol N-acetylglucosaminyltransferase activity. Gene Ontology annotation, cellular component: UDP-N-acetylglucosamine transferase complex. NCBI's taxonomy places the organism in Eukaryota, Metazoa, Chordata, Actinopteri, Clupeiformes, Engraulidae. The record is from RefSeq and is a predicted model, not a curated record. The transcript has 4 exons.
AAACCUGUCAAACCAAACGCGUUAGCACCAUCUCUCAAUUCAACAUCACUUAAUUGAUAAUGGUGAACUUUACCUAGUCGUCAGUAUGAUUAUAUCGUAGUUGAACAUAAUCUAUACUGGAUUUAGUCCAUGUACAAUUGAAAAAACUAUCUACAGCCUCUAGUUUUGCCGCAGCUAACAAGCUAAUGUCGUAGCUAAUAUAGAGUCGUGAUGGAAAUGAUACUACUGGGAGCAUUUUUGGGAUGCUGUUUGAUAGUCGCGUGCCUUGUUGUACGAGUUGUAGUGGUUCUACGGAGAGGUGAAGAAUGUAAACCAGGAACAAAGGGACCCGUAUGUGUGCUCGUCGUAGCGGGAUCUGGUGGCCACACAACUGAGAUUCUGCGCUUGGUGGGAAGCCUGUCCCAGUCGUACGCACCACGGCACUAUGUUAUUGCGGACACAGAUAAGAUGAGUGAGGACAAGAUCAACACGUAUGAGAGCACUCGAAGUGACAACACUAUCGGACCUCAGUACACCUUGCAUCGGAUCCCGCGUAGCCGAGAGGUGCGGCAGUCCUGGAGCUCCUCUGUGGUCAGCACCCUGUACGCGCUCUUCUACUCCGUACCCCUGGUCUUCAGACUACGGCCCGACGUGGUGCUGUGCAAUGGGCCGGGCACGUGCGUCCCUCUGUGUGCCGCCGGACUCCUGCUAGGCAUUCUGGGAUUGAAGCGGGUGGUGCUGGUCUACGUGGAGAGCAUCUGCCGCGUGGAGACCCUCUCGCUCUCCGGAAAGAUCCUCUACCACCUGGCCGACUACUUCUUUGUUCAGUGGUCCAGCCUGAAGACCAAGUACCCCAAAGCCAUCUACAUGGGCAGAGUAGUAUAAUGAUCCAACGGACCCUGAAUGCUCUUCUAUACGAACUGGACCAUACGGAAGACUUAUUUUUUUUUAAAUACAGGAAGUAUGAGGGGGGAGAGAGAUCGGGAAGGCUCGGAAGACUUAUUUUUUUUAACUUAAACCAUGUCUUAACAAUAUAUUGGUACCUCUAGCUGUUCUAAUAUGAUGGGAUCCAAUUGUGUGUUUUCUGUUGGAAUGUCUGUUUCAUGCAUCCUUCAACACGACGCCUAAGUCAUGGUCAGGUGCAACUGUUUGUGCGAAACUUAGAGGAUGUUGCAUCAGAUUGUAGUUAUUCGCAAAAUGCUGUCUUCUCAACAGAAGUCCGUGUCCAACUUUGUACAAAGACUGCGAAGCUCAUUCCUUCAUGUUGUUGCGGGGCGUUGGUGAAACUGCCAUCGGGAUGCCUCGUCAAGGGAAGCCUUGUUUGUUACCUAUUCAUCGACAAGGUGUUCAGAUCCGUGUCGACAGCCUCUCUCUCUCUCUCUCUCUCUCUCUCUCUCUCUCUCUCUCUCUCUCUCUCUCUCUCUCUCUCUCUCUCUCUCUCUCUCGUUGUCAAGUGCUACAGGUGGACGCACGGACGGUGAGCCGAAGCGAUGACAGACGGCCGCCUCUCCUCUCUGGUUGCCGUGACAGCUCCCUACUGUUCUUCAGCGCAGAAUAAAAGGCAGAACUCCGCAGGACGGCUGUAGCUAACGCAUAUGGCAUCUGCAGAGAGGAGAGGGAGAGGGAGAGACCUCCAUGUCAGGAAACAUCCCCUAACGUUAGAGGCUGUCAAGCGCCCGUAUUGUUCUAUAAUGAUGGGUUUUACUCAUGUGAGUAGGCCGAACUGUUACGUUUAGGAAAGGAAUCUUUUUCACAAGGUGUAUUUCUGUCAGCAUUGUGUAGGCCUAGUUUUUGGUUGAACAAUUUUGGUUGAAAAUAAAAAAUCCCCUUUACAUACUCUACAAUG